Molecule: messenger RNA, 1821 nt
Organism: Sciurus carolinensis (gray squirrel)
Lineage: Eukaryota; Metazoa; Chordata; Mammalia; Rodentia; Sciuridae
Gene: Atf5
Product: activating transcription factor 5
Exons: 3
Coding region: 331-1200 (289 amino acids)
Biological process (GO): regulation of transcription by RNA polymerase II
Cellular component (GO): nucleus
Molecular function (GO): RNA polymerase II transcription regulatory region sequence-specific DNA binding; DNA-binding transcription activator activity, RNA polymerase II-specific
Source: RefSeq, a predicted model, not a curated record
UCCCCGAGGCUGCCUCAUUCCCGGUCCUCUGAUCACGACCUCUCCUCACGCUACCGCGACGCCGCCUCAGCCCGCGUAGCCCUGGCCAUGGCUCUGUAGCCACGACCCAUCUGUGUCCCCAGCCCCUCUCCGCGCUUACCGCGCCUACGCUCUCCGCUUCCACCGUCUUUCUUCACUCGAGGCAGCCGCCGCCUCUCCUUUCCGCAGCCAUGGAGUCCUCCUCUUUUGCCUUGGUGCCUGUCUUUGCCCAGCUGAGCAGCCUACAGAGCCUCUUCACAGCUAUUGGUGCAUCCUCCACUGCCAUUAGUGUCCAGCGCCUGUGCCACAGUCAUGUCACUCCUGGCGACCCUGGGGCUGGAGCUAGACAGGGCCCUGCUCCCAGCUAGCGGGCUGGGCUGGCUCGUAGACUAUGGGAAACUCCCCCUGGCCCCUGCCCCCCUGGGCCCCUAUGAGGUCCUUGGGGGAGCCCUGGAGGGCGGGCUUCCAGGGGGGGGAGAACCCCUGGCAGGUGACGGCUUCUCUGACUGGAUGACUGAGCGAGUUGAUUUUACAGCCCUCCUCCCUCUGGAAACCCCGUUGACCCCAGGCGCCCUCCCCCCACCUUCCUCACCUCCCCCUGACUUGGAAGCCAUGGCCUCCCUGCUCAAGAAGGAGCUGGAGCAGAUGGAAGACUUCUUCCUUGAAGCCCCACUCUUCCCACCACCUUCCCCACCACCGCCACCACCACCAGCACCCUCCCUCCCCCUCCCCUUCCCCACCUUUGACCUCCCACAGCCCCCUGCCCUGGAUACCCUCGACCUGCUGGCCAUCUACUGUCGCAGUGAGGUUGGGCAGGGGGAUGUGGGCUUGGUGCCCCUGGUCCCACCCCAGCAGCAACAGCCUCCUCCUCCUCCUCCUCCUCCUCCUCCUCCUCCUCCUCCUCCUCCUCCGUCCUCUCGCCCAGCCCCCUAUCCAAAUCCUGCCAGUGCCCGAGGGGACCGCAAGCAGAAGAAGAGAGACCAGAACAAGUCAGCAGCUCUGAGGUACCGCCAGAGGAAGCGGGCAGAGGGUGAGGCCCUGGAAGGCGAGUGCCAGGGGCUGGAGGCGAGGAACCGGGAGCUGCGGGAGAGGGCUGAGUCUGUGGAGCGGGAAAUCCAGUACGUCAAGGACCUGCUCAUUGAGGUGUACAAGGCGCGCAGCCAGAGGACCCGCAGCAGCUAGAGGCCAGGCCUUUGAGUUCUAGGGGCUGCUUAUCAGCUCAGGUCCAUUUUUGUCCUGGGGCUGAGGUGGAGGGAGGGGUCCUCCUGCAUCCCUCUGCCUCUACCUUUAUUCUGCCCCCCUUCUGCUGUUGUCUCCUCUUGCCUAUUCUGGAUUUUAUGCCCUCCACCCCACCAACAAUGGAAAUGUUCACCCCUAGUCAACAUUGACACCCACCACUACAAUGAGGAGCCAAAGCCCACUGGGAGCUCAGAGCCAGGAGCCCUAGUCUCUCGAAUUGCAAAUCAGUGGCUUCCUACAGGUGGUCCUGGGUGGGUGCACUGACCACAAGACAGAGCAGGGAUACUCUGCAAAUGAAAAUCUAUGUGGGGCUUAUAAGGGGACCCAUGUAAUAUAGGUGAAUAAGCAAGCCAAGUGUCCUUGGGGAUCUGUUCCAGGAGGGAGCCAUGUCCACAGAGCAGGUGGAUCUGCAGGCCAACGGGGAAGAAGGAGGAUGGCUAUAGUUGGUGACUGGGGGAUCAUUUUAGCUCUGGGAGAAAAUCAGUGUUUUGUGAAGGUUUGGGGGAGGGGCUGCAUCUAGGUGAGGGUGUGUGAUCCUUUGGGGGAUUGUGAGCAGAAAUAAAA